Helianthus annuus (common sunflower) is the source of this 2426-nucleotide messenger RNA. RefSeq names its product ABC transporter G family member 1. The transcript has a single exon. Gene Ontology annotation, cellular component: membrane. Lineage: Eukaryota; Viridiplantae; Streptophyta; Magnoliopsida; Asterales; Asteraceae. The record is from RefSeq and is a predicted model, not a curated record. The coding region runs from base 105 to 2294 and encodes 729 amino acids. Gene Ontology annotation, molecular function: ATP hydrolysis activity; ABC-type transporter activity; ATP binding.
AAAAAAAAAUAUAUCACAUCUUCACCUUCUUCACACUUCCCAUAACUUCUCACCUUCCCUACAACUACCUCCUUACUUCCUGGACCUCCAACGUCCAAGAUAACAUGACGGCUCCGUCACCCACUCUCGGCGAGCUUCUCAAAUACGUCGGAGACCUCAGAAAAAACGUUAACGCCGAUGAAACGCCGGCGCAUAGUGUUGUAGAAAUGAGUGAAACUAGCAACGAGCCUCGAUCAUUACCGUUUGUUCUAUCGUUUAACAAUCUAACGUAUAGUGUGAAAAUACGAACCAAGAUGAGAAUUCCGGCGGGUUUUGGACCUUUUGGUGGCCAGAAUGGGUUAUCCGGCGGUGCUCCGGCGACUUCAGCGGAGGCUGUUGGUGGAGAGAGGUUGUUCUCACGGCAUAAGACUUUGUUGAAUGAUAUUUCCGGUGAAGCGAGAGACGGUGAGAUACUUGCGGUGCUCGGUGCAAGUGGGUCGGGGAAAUCGACGUUAAUCGAUGCGUUAGCGAACCGAAUUGCGAAAGGAAGCUUGAAAGGUACGGUGACUUUGAAUGGUGAACAGUUGGAGUCCAGAUUGUUGAAGGUGAUUUCGGCUUAUGUGAUGCAAGAUGAUCUAUUGUUUCCGAUGUUAACGGUGGAGGAAACUUUGAUGUUUGCAGCCGAGUUUCGGCUGCCUCGAUCGCUAUCGAAAGCGAAAAAGAAGUUGAGAGUUGAAGCUUUGAUUGAUCAGUUAGGGCUUCGAAACGCCGCCAAAACUGUUAUUGGUGACGAGGGACAUAGAGGCGUUUCGGGUGGCGAACGAAGGCGUGUGUCGAUUGGUAUCGAUAUUAUUCACGAUCCGAUUAUAUUGUUGUUGGAUGAACCGACUUCCGGGCUAGAUUCGACGAGUGCGUAUAUGGUGGUGAAGGUGUUGCAACGUAUUGCUCAAAGUGGAAGUAUUGUUAUAAUGUCUAUACACCAACCGAGUUACCGGAUUCUUGGUUUACUCGAUCGGUUGUUGUUUUUGUCGCGUGGACAGACGGUUUAUAGUGGUUCGCCGUCGAAUCUACCUUUGUACUUCUCGGAUUUCGGUCAUCCGAUACCAGAUAAAGAAAACCGGACCGAAUUCGCACUUGAUUUGAUUAGAGAGCUUGAAGGAUCGCCAGGUGGAACCAAAAGCCUAGUUGAAUUCAACAAAUCCUGGCAAAACCUCAAGCGGUCUCGAAACAAAAUGGGUACCGGUACUGGUAAUGACACACCAGCACAUGGCUUAUCGCUCAAAGAAGCGAUAAGUGCAAGUAUCUCAAGAGGCAAAUUAGUCUCUGGUGCGGGGGCCACCAAUGACAUCAACCAUAGUCCAUUGGUCCCUACAUUUGCUAAUUCAAUGUGGAUGGAAAUGGCCGUUUUAUCAAAACGGUCAUUUACCAAUUCACGACGAAUGCCUGAGCUAUUCGGCAUUCGUUUAGGCGCGGUGGUGGUCACGGGGUUCAUACUCGCGACAAUGUUUUGGAAUCUCGAUAAUUCUCCAAAAGGCGUUCAAGAACGGUUAGGGUUCUUCGCGUUCGCCAUGUCUACAACGUUCUACACAUGUGCGGACGCAUUACCCGUCUUCCUUCAAGAACGUUACAUCUUCAUGAGAGAAACCGCUUACAACGCGUAUAGACGAUCAUCAUACGUCCUCUCUCACUCCAUCGUCGCCAUUCCAUCUCUUAUCUUCCUCUCUUUCGCAUUUUCCGCAAUCACAUUUUGGACCGUGGGACUCGAUGGGGGGUUCUCGGGGUUCCUGUUCUACUACUUCAUAAUUCUCGCCUCUUUCUGGGCCGGAAGCUCGUUCGUCACAUUCCUCUCGGGCGUGGUCCCUCACGUCAUGCUCGGAUACACAAUCGUGGUCGCGAUCCUCGCUUACUUCCUUUUGUUCAGCGGCUUCUUCAUCAACCGCGAUAGAAUCCCUGACUACUGGAUAUGGUUUCAUUACCUUUCACUUGUGAAAUACCCGUAUGAAGCGGUUUUACAAAACGAAUUCCAAAACCCGAUCAAAUGCUUCAGUCGAGGAACUCAGAUCUUCGACAACAGCCCUCUUGCCGAAAUUGAUGACUCCAUGAAAGUAAGGCUGCUACAAAGCAUGAGUAAAUCACUAGGAUUCAACAUCACCAGCAGCACCUGCUUGACCACCGGCGCCGAUAUACUACAACAACAGGGAAUCACUGAUCUGAGCAAAUGGGGCUGCUUGUGGAUAACAGUUGCAUGGGGGUUCUUCUUCAGGAUCUUGUUCUACUUCUGCUUGUUGCUAGGAAGCAAGAAUAAGAGAAGGUAAAGUGUAAAAAGUGUUGGAAAUUUUAUCUACUUGUAUGAAAAUUUUUUAGGUUUGUAAUUGUAUUAAUUACUUUUAUUAUUUUUGCAAUAUGUAUGUAUUGAGAAUAAUAAUUAAACUUGGUUUGUUUGGAAA